Macaca mulatta (Rhesus monkey) is the source of this 6054-nucleotide messenger RNA. RefSeq names its product ATP binding cassette subfamily A member 6 (gene ABCA6). Lineage: Eukaryota; Metazoa; Chordata; Mammalia; Primates; Cercopithecidae. Gene Ontology annotation, cellular component: intracellular membrane-bounded organelle; membrane. The record is from RefSeq and is a predicted model, not a curated record. Gene Ontology annotation, molecular function: ABC-type transporter activity; lipid carrier activity; ATP binding. Gene Ontology annotation, biological process: transmembrane transport; lipid transport.
CUGUAGUUGAAAGGCUAAGUGAACAAACACAGAGUUUUUUUUAUUCCCAACCAACCACGGAACAGUCAUUUCCUUGCAGAAUAAUUGGCUUAGGGAGAAAGAGACACAGAAAACAAAACAAGUUCAUCAUGUACAGCUUGGUCUGGCUACACCCCUUUUCCAGAAACCAGGCUGUGUAAGAGCUGCUGGAGUAGGCACCCAUUUAAAGAAAAAAUGAAGAAGCAGCAAUAAAGAAGUUGUAAUCGUUACCUAGACAAACAGAGAACUGGGUUUGACAGUGUUUCUCGAGUGCUUUUUAUUAUUUUCCUGACAGUUGUAUUCCGCCAUGAUUACUUUCUCCUUCAGUGAAUAGCCUAAAUGAAUAUGAAACAGAAAAGUGUGUAUCAGCAAACUAAAGCACUUCUGUGCAAGAAUUUUCUUAAGAAAUGGAGGAUGAAAAGAGAGAGCUUAUUGGAGUGGGGACUCUCAAUACUUCUAGGACUGUGUAUUGCUCUGUUUUCCAGUUCCAUGAGAAAUGUCCAGUUUCCUGGAAUGGCUCCUCAGAAUCUGGGAAGGGUAGAUAAAUUUAAUAGCUCUUCUUUAAAGGUUGUGUAUACACCAAUAUCUAAUUUAACCCAGCAGAUAAUGAAUAAAACAGCACUUGCUCCUCUUUUGAAAGGAACAAGUGUCAUUGGGGCACCAAAUAAAACAUACAUGAAUGAAAUACUUCUGGAAAACUUUCCAUAUGCUAUGGGAAUCAUCUUUAAUGAAACUUUCUCUUAUAAGUUAACAUUUUUCCAGGGAUAUAACAUUCCACUUUGGAAAGAAGAAGAUUUCUCAGCUCAUUGCUGGGAUGGAUAUGGUGAGUUUCCAUGUAAAUUGACCAAAUACUGGAAUAGAGGAUUUGUGGCUUUACAAACAGCUAUUAAUACUGCCAUUAUAGAAAUCACAACCAAUCACCCUGUGAUGGAGGAGUUGAUGUCAGUUACUGCUAUAACUAUGAAGACGUUACCUUUCAUAAGUAAAAAUCUUCUUCACAAUGAGAUAUUUAUUUUCUUCUUCUUGCUUCAUUUCUCCCCACUUGUAUAUUUUAUAUCGCUCAAUGUAACAAAAGAGAGAAAAAAGUCUAAGAAUUUGAUGAAAGUGAUGGGUCUCCAAGAUUCAGCAUUCUGGCUCUCCUGGGGUUUAAUCUAUGCUGGCUUCAUCUUUAUUAUUUCCAUAUUCAUUACAAUUGUCAUAACAUUCACCGAAAUUAUAGUCAUGACUGGCUUCAUGGUCAUAUUUAUACUCUUUUUCUUAUAUGGCUUAUCUUUGGUAGCUUUGGUGUUCCUGAUGAGUGUGUUGUUAAAGAAAGCUGUCCUCACCAAUUUGGUUGUGUUUCUCCUUACCCUCUUUUGGGGAUGUCUGGGGUUCACUGUAUUUUAUGAACAACUUCCUUCAUCUCUGGGGUGGAUUUUGAGUAUUUGUAGCCCUUUUGCCUUUACUGCUGGAAUGACUCAGAUUAUCAAACUGGAUUAUAACUUGAAUGGUGUAAUUUUUCCUGACCCUUCAGGAGACUCAUAUACAAUGAUAGCAACUUUUUCCAUAUUGCUUUUGGAUGGUUUCAUCUACUUGCUAUUGGCAUUAUACUUUGACAAAAUUUUACCCUAUGGAGAUGAGCGCCGUUAUUCUCCAUUAUUUUUCUUGAAUUCAUCAUCUUGUUUCCAACACCAAGGGACUGAUAAUAAGGUUAUUGAGAAAGAAAUUGAUGCUGAGCAUCCCUCUGAUGAUUAUUUUGAACCAGUAGCUCCUGAAUUCCAAGGAAAAGAAGCCAUCAGAAUCAGAAAUGUUAAGAAGGAAUAUAAAGGAAAGUCUGGAAAAGUGGAAGCAUUGAAAGGCUUGCUGUUUGACAUAUAUGAAGGUCAAAUCACGGCAAUUCUGGGUCACAGUGGAGCUGGCAAAUCUUCACUGCUAAAUAUUCUUAAUGGAUUGUCUGUUCCAACAGAAGGAUCAGUUACCAUCUAUAAUAAAAAUCUCUCUGAAAUGCAAGACUUGGAGGAAAUCAGAAAGAUAACUGGUGUCUGUCCUCAAUUCAAUGUUCAAUUUGACAUACUCACCGUGAAGGAAAACCUCAGCCUGUUUGCUAAAAUAAAAGGGAUUCAUCCACAGGAAGUGGAACAAGAGGUACAACGAAUAUUACUGGAAUUGGACAUGCAAAACAUUCAAGAUAACCUUGCCAAACAUUUAAGUGAAGGACAGAAAAGAAAGCUGACUUUUGGGAUUGCCAUUUUAGGAGAUCCUCAAAUUUUGCUCUUAGAUGAACCAACUACUGGAUUGGAUCCUUUUUCCAGAGAUCAAGUGUGGAGCCUCCUGAGAGAGCAUAGAGCAGAUCAUGUGAUCCUUUUCAGUACCCAGUCCAUGGAUGAGGCUGACAUCCUGGCUGAUAGAAAAGUGAUCAUGUCCAAUGGGAGACUGAAGUGUGCAGGUUCUUCUAUCUUUUUGAAAAGAAGGUGGGGUCUUGGAUAUCACCUAAGUUUACAUAGGAAUGAAAUAUGUAAUCCAGAACAAAUAACAUCCUUCAUUACUCAUCACAUCCCCGACGCUAAAUUAAAAACAAAAAACAAAGAAAAGCUUGUAUAUACUUUGCCAUUGGAAAGGACAAACAUAUUUCCAGAUCUUUUCAGUAAUCUGGAUAAGUGUUCUGACCAGGGAGUGACAGGUUAUGACAUUUCCAUGUCAACUCUAAAUGAAAUCUUUAUGAAACUGGAAGGACAGUCAACUACCAAACAAGAUUUCAAACAAGUGGAGAUGAUAAGAGACUCUGAAAGCCUCAAUGAAAUGGAGCUGGCUCACUCUUCCUUCUCUGAAAUGCAGACAGCUGUGAGUGACAUGCACCUCUGGAGAAUGCAAGUCUUUGCCAUGGCGCGGCUCCGUUUCUUAAAGUUAAAACGUCAAACGAAAGUGUUAUUGACCCUAUUAUUGGUAUUUGGAAUCGCAAUGUUCCCUUUGAUUGUCGAAAAUAUAAUGUAUGCUAUGUUAAAUGAAAAGAUCGAUUGGGAAUUUAAAACCGAAUUGUAUUUUCUGUCUCCUGGACAACUUCCCCAGGAACCCCGUACCAGCCUGUUGAUCAUCAAUAACACAGAAUCAAAUAUUGAAGAUUUUAUAAAAUCACUGAAGCAUCAAAAUAUACUUUUGGAAGUAGAUGACUUUGAAAACAGAAAUGGUACUGAUGGCCUCUCAUACAAUGGAGCGAUCAUAGUUUCCGGUAAACAAAAGGAUUAUAGAUUUUCAGUUGUGUGUAAUACCAAGAGAUUGCACUGUUUUCCGAUUCUUAUGAAUAUUAUCAGCAAUGGGCUACUUCGAAUGCUUAAUCACACACAACAUAUUCGAAUUGAGUCAAGUCCAUUUCCUCUUAGCCACAUAGGACUCUGGACUGGGCUGCCGGAUGGUUCCUUUUUCUUAUUUUUGGUUCUAUGUAGCAUUUCUCCUUACAUCACCAUGGGCAGCAUCAGUGAUUACAAGAAAAAUGCUAAGUCCCAGCUAUGGAUUUCGGGCCUCUACACUUCUGCUUACUGGUGUGGGCAGGCACUAGUGGACGUCAGCUUCUUCAUUUUAAUUCUCCUUGCAAUGUAUUUAAUUUUCUACAUAGAAAACAUGCAGUACCUUCUUAUUACAAGCCAAAUUGUGUUUGCUUUGGUUAUAGUUACUCCCGGUUAUGCAGCUUCUCUUGUCUUCUUGAUAUACAUGAUAUCAUUUAUUUUUCGCAAAAGGAGAAAAAACAGUGCCCUUUGGUCAUUUUACUUCUUUUUUGCCUCCAUCAUCAUGUUUGUUACCGCUUUAAUCAGUAAUUUUGACCUAAGUAUAUUGAUUACCACCAUGGUAUUGGUUCCUUCAUAUACCUUGCUUGGAUUUAAAACUUUUUUGGAAAUGAGAGACCAGCAGCACUACAGAGAAUCUCCAGAGGCAAAUUUCAAAUUGAGUGCCACUGAUUUUCUAGUCUGCUUCAUACCUUACUUUCAGACUUUGCUAUUCAUUUUUGUUCUAAGAUGUAUGGAACUAAAAUAUGGAAAGAAAAGAAUGCGAAAAGAUCCUGUUUUCAGAAUUUCCCCCCAAAGUAGAGAUGCUAAACCAAAUCCAGAAGAACCCAUAGAUGAAGAUGAAGAUGUUCAAGCAGAAAGAAUAAGAACAGCAACUGCUCUGACCACUUCAAUCUUAGACGAGAAACCUGUUAUAAUUGCCAGCUGUCUACACAAAGAAUAUGCAGGCCAGAAGAAAAGUUGCUUUUCAAAGAGGAAGAAGAAAAUAGCAGCAAGAAAUAUCUCUUUCUGUGUUCAAGAAGGUGAAAUUUUGGGAUUGCUGGGACCCAAUGGUGCUGGAAAAAGUUCAUCUAUUAGAAUGAUAUCUGGGAUCACAAAGCCAACUGCUGGAGAGGUGGAACUGAAAGGCUGCAGUUCAGUUUUGGGCCACCUGGGGUACUGCCCUCAGGAGAACGUGCUGUGGCCCAUGCUGACGGCGAGGGAGCACCUGGAGGUGUAUGCUGCUGUCAAGGGGCUCAGGAAAGUGGAUGCGAGACUCGCCAUCACAAGAUUAGUGAGUGCUUUCAAACUGCAUGAGCAGCUGAAUGUUCCUGUGCAGAAAUUAACAACAGGAACCAUGAGAAAGUUGUGCUUUGUGCUGAGCCUCCUGGGAAACUCACCUGUCUUGCUCCUGGAUGAACCAUCUACGGGCAUAGACCCCACAGGGCAGCAGCAAAUGUGGCAGGCAAUCCAGGCAGUCGUUAAAAACACAGAGAGGGGUGUCCUCCUGACCACCCAUAAUCUGGCUGAGGCAGAGGCCUUGUGUGACCGUGUGGCCAUCAUGGUGUCUGGAAGGCUUAGAUGCAUUGGCUCCAUCCAACACCUGAAAAACAAACUUGGCAAGGAUUACAUUCUAGAGCUGAAAGUGAAGGAACCUUCUCAAGUGACUUUGGUCCACACUGAGAUUCUGAAGCUUUUCCCACAGGCAGCAGGGCAGGAAAGGUAUUCCUCCUUGUUAACCUAUAAGCUGCCAGUGGCAGACGUUUACCCUCUAUCGCAGGCCUUUCACAAAUUAGAGGCAGUGAAGCAUAACUUUAACCUGGAAGAAUACAGCCUCUCUCAGUGCACAUUGGAGAAGGUAUUCUUAGAGCUUUCUAAAGAGCAGGAAGUGGGAAAUUUUGAUGAAGAAGUUGAUACAACAAUGAGAUGGAAACUCCUCCCUCAUUCAGAUGAACCUUAAAACCUCAAACCUAGUAAUUUUUUGUUGGUGUCCUAUAAACUUAUGUUUUAUGUAAUAAUUAGUAGUACAUUUGAUUUUAAAGAUCAUUUAAAAUUAACAUCAGGUAUAUUUUGUAUAUUUAGUUAAUAAAUACAUAAAUUUAAAAAUUAUUCUUCCUCUCAAACAUAGAGGUGAUAGCAAACCUGUGAUAAAGGCAAUACAAAAUAUUAGUAAAGCCACCCAAAGAGUCAGGCACUGGGUAUUGUGGAAAUCAAACUAUAUAAACAUAGAAUUUUUAAAAAAAUGACUUUUUUACCUUUUACUAAAAACAUUCUCUUGCUGAAAUAUGUGAAGGGUAUAUUCAGUAGCCAAGAGUUGCAUGACUACUUCACACCAGUUUUCUUUUAUAAGCAAGUACAACUCAAGAGUCUUCUGAAAAUGUUCCAGAAAUUGCUUUAAAACUCACAAGUAUGGGGCCAGGCGCUGUGGCUCACGCCUGUAAUCCCAGCACUUUGGGAGGCCAAGGCAGGUGGAUCACGAGGUCAGGAGUUCAAGACCAGCCUGGCCAAUAUGGUGAAACCCCGUCUCUAAUAAAAAUACAAAAAUGAGCCAGGCGUUGGCAUUUGCCUGUAGUCCUAGCUAUUCGGGAGGCUGAGGGAGGAGAAUUGCUUGAACCCAGGAGGUUGCAGAGAGCCAAGAUAGUGCCAGUGUACUCCAGCCUGGGUGACGGAGCGAGACUCUGUCUCAAAACAAAAAAAACACCUCCCAAGUAUUGGGAGGUCCUUAGACAUACAAGUAGGCAAGUACUCACAUUGAAAAGUAGUUCCAUGAUACCUUUUGAAAAUAAAGGGAGUCACAGUA